AUGCUCACCGCCGACUCGCCGCCCGCACGGCCAAGUCCAGUGCCCGGAACCAUCAGCACCACCUCCCCCUGUCGCCAGGGAGGGGUGCCCUCGCCGGAGGAGGCCGCCGCCCCCGCACCUGCGCCGCCACGCCACCUGCCCCGCCAGCCGCCGGCCACGGCAGGGGAGGUCGCCCGUGGACCAGGCCGCCCACAGCCCCCGCCACCCGCCGGGCCGCCGGCGCCAGAUCUGGCCGGAUCCGACGGGUGCGACACCACCAGAGACCGCGGCCGCCGCGCCGCAAGAGGAGGCCCCGCGCGCGACGCCGCCAACCACGCGCGCCGCCGCUCCGAGCCCCCGCCGCCGCACCGCUGCACCUCGCGCCAGUGCAGUGCCUCCACGCGCCCGGGCCAUCCCAUGCCAGCCGGGGGAGGCGAGGGGAGGGGAAACAAGGCCCCGCCGCCGCCGAAGCCAGCCGGGCUUUGCCCGCUGGCCCUUGCCGGCGGCGGCGAGGGGAGGAGGAGGGAGGGAGGGCGCGGAGAGCCGGCGGCUAGGGUUUCCCCCGCGUCGCUCGCGGGAGCGGCUGGGGGGAGGGUUGGUGUUCCUCAAAUGGCUCCUUUCCUGCUUUGA
Molecule: messenger RNA, 609 nt
Organism: Aegilops tauschii subsp. strangulata
Lineage: Eukaryota; Viridiplantae; Streptophyta; Magnoliopsida; Poales; Poaceae
Source: RefSeq, a predicted model, not a curated record